Heterobilharzia americana is the source of this 2727-nucleotide messenger RNA. NCBI's taxonomy places the organism in Eukaryota, Metazoa, Platyhelminthes, Trematoda, Strigeidida, Schistosomatidae. The record is from the annotation of a GenBank genome assembly.
AUGCCUACUCCGCACUUAUCAAGAGCCCCAUCAGGACCAUCUCCUAAAUAUGCCACUGGAGAUGAAUUAUGUGAUACUACUUGCCCAAUUGAUUGGGAUACAAAUGUAGUGAAUUUCAUAUCUACUUGCCUACAUCCUGGUUUAGUUCGACGUACUUCGUCAUCGGCUGUUGGUCAUGGUUUUGAUAAACCAUAUCAUUUUAGGCGUCAACAUCGUCGAAAUUUUUCGACAGCUACAGCAGCUGGAUAUACUAAGUAUCCUGAUAUUCAAAAUGCUAGUAGUCGACUUCCAUAUUCGAAUGCUUUCAACCAUUCAAAUGAUUAUCAAGUCGCUCCAACCUAUUAUAAACGUGUUUUAGGUCACACACGUAAUAUAAGUGACCCAACAUCUGGAUGGGAUUUUCGUGUUGUCAAUAAACCUCUUACUCUUGAUCAGUUAACUGAAAGACCAUCAUUUAAUUGGGAUGGUUUUGAUGGACAGCAUCCAGUUGUAUCCUCUGAAAAUCAGCACACCCUUCCAGAUGCUUCAGCCAUUCAUGAAAUUAAAGCCGAAAAUUAUCCUUGUUUAAAACCCUCUCCUCCGUCCAAUGAUGUGAUAGAAAGUUCACUUAUGUGCACAGGUGAUAUGGAAAUUAGUCAAACGAGGAAUUCUGAAUGUGAUGUUGAUGAUAAUACUGGUGCUUGUUUAUCCCCUUGUUUUCGUUCCUGUGCUAACCCAUGUGUCGUAUUAGUUGGAUUAUGCCUAACAAUGUUCAUGCAAACUAUGGUGGUGUCUGGUCUAAUGAGUAGCAUGUUUACUACAUUGGAGAAGCGAUUUAAUUUAACCAGUCGUCAAAUUGGUUAUAUGAUUAGUUGUUAUGAAAUAGCUGGUGUGGUAACCACAGUGGUAGUUAGUUUCAUCAAUGGACAAAAGCACAAUCGUCUACGUGUCAUUGGUUUAGCAACAUUAAUCCUGGCUCUUGGUUUCGGACUAUUUGCAUUGCCUCAUUUUUUAGCUGGUCCCUAUAGACCAAGUUUAUUUUCUUAUGAUACUACUGCUGUCGAGAAUGAUAGUCUCUUACAUUCAUCUCAUGCUCCUCCUUAUCAUCUUCAUUCUAAUCAAGAUCCAACAGAUCAAAUGACUGGACCAAUUUGUAUUCACCAAACACACAAUACCGUUGCUUCUCAUGAGGUCAUUCAAACAUCUUUUGCUGAUGAGACUAAUGUUGAUGCCAGUGUUAUUCGUGCUGUCUCACUGACAACUACUAAUCACGUAAAUAAUAUAAACAGUAACAGUACUAAUGGAUUAUCAAACAUGGAAUCAAUAAUUAGUAACGACAUUGUUACGUCUGUUCUUUUUCCAACUUUUUGUAUUGCAAUGCUGUUAGCUGGGAUAGGUGCUAGUCCUCUGUAUGUUUUAGCACCAACUUAUUUAUGGGAUAAUUUAACAGACAGACAGUAUCCAAUCUAUGCAGCUUUAUUCUAUAGUGCUGGUGGCCUAGGACCUGCUUGUGGAUUUCUUGCCGGUGCUGGGUUUUUGAGUAUUUACAUAGACUCACCAUUCAUGCUUCCUCAAAGUGGUGUAGAUCGUAAUAGUCCUUUAUGGCUUGGUGCUUGGUGGCUUGGCAUGCUCGUUUGUGCUGCCCUUACCUUUAUGGUGGCGUUACCUGUGAUAUGCUUUCCUAAGCGACUUACAGUUAAGAAAAAUGUGUCUGUCACACAACUGGGUGGAUAUGGAGAUGUUGACGAGACCUCUCCUUCUACAGCUCAAUGUGCUAAUCAUAAUAUUUACAAUGACAACAAUACUACUGAGCCUAGUAAUAACAGUAAUAUAAAUUUAUCAUACAUAAAGUCACCGAAUGGUUUACCUGAUACUAGUGAACAAAUACAAAAGACAACAAAAAUGACAGCAACAACAACUUGUGUCACUACACCAUCAACCUGUCAGGGUCAGCCAGCUUGUCGUACUACUGUUAAAUAUCCAAGUUUAGAUGAAUUUAAACAACAACAGCAGCGGCAACCACCGCCGCUUCAGCAACCAUCAACAGUGGUGCAAGAUAGCAUCGGUUUUCAUAAUACUAUUACUACUAGUACUGUCAAUACAACUACACCAUUUCCAACCGAUACAUUGAUUAAUGUUGGGACAAAUGUUGCCAUCCCUUCUAACCAUUAUUAUUUGCAUUCAAAAGAUUAUUAUAAUGAUGUCGCUAAAGGUGAUGGUUGUGUUGCUGCUACUAUGGAACAGCUGAAUGAUAUAAACAACGAUAACGGUGAUUUGCGAAUGUCCGCGAAAAAGUCUCUGCGUAAUUCCUUUCAUAAAAGCCGUACUAAAUUAAGAAAAAAGAUUAAAGCUUUAAUCCUUAUCCUUCGUCGUGUACUAACCAAUCCAGUCUGGUUGGGGGUAACAUUGAGUACUGUGGUUGAACAAUCCAUUGUAGCGGCAUUUCUAACAUUUGCUGCAAAAUAUAUUCAAAUCUUAUUUCAUGUACCAGCUUAUUUAGCUAGUAUUCAUACAGGUGCUGUGAUAGUUCCCAGUUCCUUAUUAGGCGUUUUAUCCGGUGCCCUACUAAUGCGUCAUUUUCGUCCAACAUUACAUCGUACGCUGUUCGGUCUAUGCAUCAUGAUUGCUAUCACUGUUGUAACAAGUAUUAGUCUAAUGUCUAUUGGUUGUCAUUCAAGUCGAAUGGCAGGUAUCACGGCUACAUACGAUGGAAAACGUUGGCCUUGGCGAAGUGGUCCAGGUUUCUAA